AUGGCGGUGUCUGACAGUGGCACCACGUUUUGGCAAAGUGGUUGGCACACAGUUUUCCGUGAGAAGGGUUAUGACAAAAGUAAAGCCAUGCAACUUGAAAAUCACACUCCAAAGGAAGAAAAUAGCAGCCUCAAGAACGACGUUAAUCUCUCAUUCCUCAAUAUUAUUGUAAUUCAGAGGGACGAAGAACAGAAAGGUGUGGGGUCUGAUGAAUGUUCGGUCAUAGUCAUGGUGAUGAUGAUUAAGGAAGACUCGCCAUCCAAACCCCAAGAAAAGGUCGUGUUCACGCUACAGGCAAGUGAGUAA
Sphenostylis stenocarpa is the source of this 306-nucleotide messenger RNA. The record is from the annotation of a GenBank genome assembly. NCBI's taxonomy places the organism in Eukaryota, Viridiplantae, Streptophyta, Magnoliopsida, Fabales, Fabaceae.